AUGCUCCGUAUAGCUGUUCAGCCAUUCGCCAAGGGCGUCGCUGCCCAGACCCUGCUGCGUCAGUCGACCAAGGUCGCUGCCAGUAGCCGCGUCCUACCCCAGCUCGCAGCACCCUUCUCCACCUCUUCCUCGGUAGCCGAGAACAAGAAGAGGGCAGACAGGGUGCCUCACAUUGAUCAGAAGAUCACAGCAGAGUACCCGAACAUGAGUGGUCCUCAGCACACUACUGGACCGGAAUUCUACACGGGCGAUGAAGGUGUGCACGGACUGAGGACCCUCAAGAGCUUCUCCAUGGUUGGAAAGGUAUGUGUAGUCACUGGAGGAGCCAGAGGUCUAGGGAACCUCAUGGGCCGAGCCCUGGUCGAGUCCGGCUGCAACCAGCUGGCUAUUCUGGACCUCGACAAGGACGACUCUCAGGGCGCUGCCGAUGAAAUGGUCAAGUGGCUCGAAGGCACUGGUGGUGUCGAGCCAGGAUCCCUUGACAUCAGAGGAUUCGCUUGCGACGUUUCAAGAGAGGACAGUGUAGCGAAGGCCUUCAAUGAUGUAAAGGCAGCCUUCGGCAAGAUCCACGCCGUGAUCAACUCUGCUGGUAUUGUGGAGAACUUCCCUGCCCUCGAAUACCCGACAGACAGACUUUUGAAGCUCUACGGCAUCAAUGUCUUUGGCUCCCACUUCGUCUCUCGUGAGGCCGCCAAGCACAUGAUUGCCGACGACAUUCCCGGAAGCAUUAUUCUGGUCGCCUCCAUGAGUGGAAGCAUCGUCAAUGUUCCCCAGCCGCAAGCUCCCUACAAUGCCAGCAAGGCCGCUGUGAAGCACCUGGGUGCUUGCCUGGCAGUGGAGUGGGCACAGUACGGUAUCCGCGUCAACACAUUGAGCCCAGGCUACAUGUUGACCAGUCUGACGCAGCAGAUGUUCGACAGGAAUGCGGAUGGCAGGGAGUUGAAGAGCAAGUGGGAGAAUCUGAUCCCAAUGGGCAAGAUGGGAACCCCGGAUGACCUCAAGGGAGCUGCCGUGUUCCUGGCCAGCGAUGCCAGCCGAUACUCGACUGGCUCCGACCUGAUCGUGGAUGGUGGAUACACAGCAGUCUAG
Molecule: messenger RNA, 1089 nt
Organism: Microstroma glucosiphilum
Lineage: Eukaryota; Fungi; Basidiomycota; Exobasidiomycetes; Microstromatales; Microstromataceae
Product: putative d-arabinitol 2-dehydrogenase
Exons: 3
Coding region: 1-1089 (362 amino acids)
Cellular component (GO): intracellular anatomical structure
Molecular function (GO): oxidoreductase activity, acting on NAD(P)H, oxygen as acceptor
Source: RefSeq, a predicted model, not a curated record